AACCCUUAACUGAUGUUUCCUUUGUAUUUCUUUCCUCUUCCCUUUCUAGGACUCCAUCUGCAGAUGUUCUGAAUACUUCUGGGUGUAGAAAUUGAUUAUUCAGCCAGGAUACCUAAUUCAAGCCCCAACUUCUACAACUCCGGAGGCUGAGGCAUUUUUGUCACUUUUGAGACAUGAAGUAUUCUUGCUGUGUGCUGGUGUUGGCUGUUUUGGGCACAGAGAUGCUGGGGAUCCUGUGUUCGACCGUUCGGUCCCCAAGAUUCAGAGGAAGGAUACAGCAGGAGCGAAAAAACAUCAGACCCAACAUUAUUCUUGUGCUCACCGAUGACCAGGAUGUGGAGCUGGGGUCCCUGCAAGUCAUGAACAAAACGAGGAAGAUUAUGGAGCACGGGGGGACCACCUUUACCAAUGCCUUUGUGACCACACCCAUGUGCUGCCCGUCCAGGUCAUCCAUGCUCACAGGAAAGUAUGUGCACAACCACAAUGUCUACACCAACAACGAGAACUGCUCUUCACCCUCGUGGCAGGCGAUGCACGAACCUCGGACCUUCGCUGUCUAUCUGAACAACACUGGCUACAGAACAGCCUUUUUUGGAAAAUACCUCAAUGAGUAUAAUGGCAGCUACAUCCCUCCUGGGUGGCGAGAAUGGUUUGGAUUAAUCAAGAAUUCUCGUUUCUAUAAUUACACUGUUUGUCGCAAUGGCAUCAAAGAAAAGCAUGGAUCUGAUUAUGCAAAGGACUACUUCACUGACUUAAUCACUAACGAGAGCAUUAAUUACUUCAAAAUGUCUAAGAGAAUGUAUCCCCAUAGGCCCGUAAUGAUGGUGGUCAGCCACGCUGCGCCCCACGGUCCCGAGGACUCCGCUCCACAGUUUUCAAAACUGUACCCCAAUGCCUCCCAACACAUAACUCCAAGUUAUAACUAUGCACCCAACAUGGAUAAACACUGGAUUAUGCAGUACACAGGACCAAUGCUUCCCAUCCACAUGGAGUUUACAAACGCUUUACAGCGCAAAAGGCUCCAGACUCUGAUGUCAGUGGAUGAUUCUGUGGAACGGCUGUUUAACAUGCUGGUGGAGACCGGAGAGCUGGACAACACUUACAUCAUCUACACUGCCGACCACGGGUACCACAUUGGGCAGUUUGGACUGGUCAAGGGGAAGUCCAUGCCAUAUGACUUUGAUAUCCGAGUGCCCUUCUUUAUUCGUGGCCCAAGCAUUGAACCAGGAUCCAGCGUCUCACAGAUCGUGCUUAACAUCGACCUGGCCCCUACGAUCCUGGACAUCGCGGGGCUCGAUACGCCUCCGGAUGUGGAUGGCAAGUCUGUCCUCAAACUUCUGGACCUGGAAAAGCCAGGUAACAGGUUUCGAACAAACAAGAAGGCCAAAAUUUGGCGUGAUACAUUCCUAGUGGAAAGAGGCAAAUUUCUACGAAAGAAGGAAGAAUCUAGCAAGAAUAUUCAACAGUCAAAUCACUUGCCCAAAUAUGAGAGGGUCAAGGAACUGUGUCAGCAGGCCCGGUACCAGACCGCGUGCGAGCAGCCCGGACAGAAGUGGCAGUGCAUCGAGGACACGUCUGGAAAGCUCCGGAUCCACAAGUGCAAGGGGCCCGGAGACCUGCUCCCCGGCCACCAGGAGCACCGGGCCGGCUACUCCCGCGGCCUCCAGGGCAAAGACCGGGCGUGCAGCUGCCGGGAGCACGGUCACCGGGCCGGCCGCAGCCAGAGGAAGAGCCACCGGCCGUUCCCCCGAAGCCAGGCCUCUCCCAAGUAUAAACCCAGGUUUGUCCAUACCCGGCAGACUCGCUCCUUGUCGGUGGAAUUUGAGGGCGAAAUCUAUGACAUCAACCUGGAGGAGGAAGAGCUGCAAGUGCUGCCGCCCAGGAGCCUGGCCAAGCGCCACGAGGGGGUGGGCCGCGAGGCCGCGGCGCCGGCGGAGGGCAGCAAUGCCGUGGGCCCCCCCACCACCGUGCACGUGACACACAAGUGCUUUAUUCUUCCCAAUGAUACCAUCCAUUGUGAGAGAGAACUGUAUCAAUCCGCCAGAGCCUGGAAAGACCACAAGGCGUUCAUUGAUAAAGAGAUCGAAGCUCUGCAGGAUAAGAUUAAGAACCUCAGGGAGGUGAGGGGACACCUGAAGCGGAGAAAGCCGGAGGAAUGCAGCUGUGCCAAGCAGAGCUAUUACAAUAAAGAGAAAGGUGUCAAAAGGCAAGAGAAAUUAAAGAGCCAUCUUCACCCAUUCAAGGAGGCCGCUCAAGAAGUGGACAGCAAACUGCAGCUUUUCAAGGAGACCCGGAGGAGGAAGAAAGAGAGGAAGGAGAAGAGACGCCAGCGGAAAGGGGAGGAGUGCAGUCUGCCCGGCCUCACCUGCUUCACCCACGACAACAACCACUGGCAGACCGCCCCCUUCUGGAACCUGGGAUCAUUCUGCGCCUGCACGAGUUCCAACAACAACACUUACUGGUGUUUACGUACAGUGAAUGAGACCCAUAAUUUUCUUUUCUGUGAGUUUGCUACUGGAUUUUUGGAAUAUUUUGAUAUGAACACAGAUCCUUAUCAGCUCACCAACACAGUGCACACUGUAGAACGGGGCAUUCUGAAUCAGCUACACGUACAGCUGAUGGAGCUCAGAAGCUGCCAGGGGUAUAAACAGUGCAACCCACGACCUAAAGGCCUUGAAGUUGGAAAUAAAGAUGGAGGAACCUAUGACCUACACAGGGGACAGCUCUGGGAUGGAUGGGAAGGUUAGCCUGCCUGGCUUCCCCGCAGACACCAACUGGCAAGGCUUGGAGGAGUUGUACGGUGUGAAUGAAAGCAUCUACGAGGAGAGACACAGUUUUAGCCUUAGUCUGCUGGACUGGACUAAUUACUUGAAGGAUGUAGAUAGAGUAUUUGCACUGCUGAGGAGUCACUCUGAGCAAAAUGGAACACGCCAGACUCAACCUGCUCAAAGUGACGGGUUCUCAGUUGCCCCUGAGCUCUCAGUGCCCGGGGAGAUGGCUUCGGCAGAGUCAGACGAAGAUCCUGUGGUUGGGGAAGUACCUCAUUCGACCUUGCCAGCCAACCUUCCACCUCUGCAUUCGAACCAACCACCAUUAAGUCCAGAGAGUAAACUUGAAUGGAAUAAUGACAUUCCAGAAGUGAACCAUUGGAAUUCUGAACACUGGAGAAAUGGUCCAAGUGAAAAGUGGAUGGGACAGGAAGCGCUCCACCACCCUGAAAGUGCUUUCAGUGGCAACGGCAUGACAGAGCUAGCGCUUCAGCUCCAGCCCAGGCUUCAGGGAGCACUUCCCCAGGGUGAUGGGCCAGGAAAGGACGUUUUUGAAAAUCAGCUGUAUCUUCCUGUGCGUUCUGAUGGAAACCUUGUUCAUCAGACACUCGACAUGGCCAGCACUCAGCGGCCUGUCCUUUCCAGCAGGGUGGAGAGGAAGUUGGCCCAGGAGAAUAAUUACACACAGGAUAGCGCACAGUAUUUAGAAGGCAGUGCCUCCUCCCCUCUCGCCUCUGUUUCCUGACUCCAAUCACAGUAUUCUUUAUUAGUAAGUGAAUAACAGCAACCAUAUCUACCAACAUUCCAAGCUACCUGUGCAUCUGAAAUCAUGUGAGCAAGCAAUAUGCACACUGGGACUCAUUGUUGCAAUCCAGUAUUUGCCAGGAGUGAAAAGAAAGGUUAGAGGAGAUUUUUUUUCUCUUUUGUGUUGUUUCUUGGUACUAAAACAGUAUUAUCGUUUGACUAUUGUAGGGCCAUGCAUAUGUAAAGGUUGUCCAGUCAAAAUGGCUAGAAUCGUGCCUUCUAAGUCCCUAAAACUUGACUCUCUGGUGAAUCUGUCAACACCCAUUAACUGCCUGCACGACAGAGUUCUGAUUCUUCUUUUUGCCACUAGAACUUUUCAAUGUCAUCAUUUUGGCUUCGCUGAUUUUUGCACUUUGAGAUUGGAAUGCCAUGUCUAUUUUGGGUAGUGUUACUGUUACACUUUUCAGGCUUAUCACAGUCACACUGUUGCGUCUCGGUGUGAGGAAGCCCAAUGAGCCCCAAGAAGGACAUGCAGUGUGAGUCACAUUGUUUAACGUAUACUUUUGCCAGAAUAAUAUUGCAUGCGUUUUACCUCGACUUGCUAAACUCGAUUAGCAGAAAGGCAUGGCUAAUAAUGUUGGCCGUAAAAAUAAAUAAGUAAACAGAACAAAGAUUGCCUGAUCUCUGUGCUAGUUGUUCACCUUAUGCUUAAAAUCACUAAGUUUUGGUUGUUUCCUUAACAGAGAGAAAAAAAAAAAACACAACUAAAUACAUUUCAAUUUCAGCUUUACUUUUCUUGGCUUGAUUAAUUGAGGAAAUAUCAAUAGUUUUAGAUUUAUGUAACACUUCUUUUUCCAGUAAACUCAUGAUUACUCCAUAAUUUAAAUAUACCCCAAGGGAAGCUAAUUUUACAAUACUGAGUUAUAGGAAUAUUUUUAAGACUGCCACUAGUCCUGACAUUCAAGACAUUUAGUUCAAAAUUGCUUUAGAAAAUCUGUAUUCUUAAAGCUAUUCUUAUUUUAAAUGCCAGCAAAAAGUUACCUCAUUGAGAAUUCAGUACCCAUUCAGUUUCCUAAGAAGACUUUUAUGUUUUGAUGAACAGUAUUUUUUUUCAUUCAGCUAAUUCAAGAAUUAAGUUCAUUAUGUUUUCUUUAAGUAUUUAAGGAUAAACCCUUUUAAAGAAAAUUUAAUAUGUCAUAGUUGAAUCUUUGGUAACUUUAAGUCUUUAUCAUAGACUGUGUACAUAUCUUAAAAUUAACUGGCUGUUUAUCAGAUGUGUGUGUCAUCUUCUGAAUGACAGAAUAAACAUAUUUAUGGUCAUGAAUGAUGUGCUUUGUUAAAAAAAAAUUCAAGAUCUUAGGAAGCAUACUGUGGUUACUUUUUUGUUUAAUCUUGUAUAAUACUCUGUGAUACUUUUAUAGAACAAUUCUGGCUUCAGGAAAGUCUAGAAGCAAUAUUUCUUGGAAUAAAAUGUGUUUAAACCUUA
Perognathus longimembris pacificus (Pacific pocket mouse) is the source of this 4998-nucleotide messenger RNA. RefSeq names its product sulfatase 1 (gene Sulf1). Gene Ontology annotation, molecular function: glycosaminoglycan binding; N-acetylglucosamine-6-sulfatase activity; calcium ion binding. Bases 174 to 2747 code for a protein of 857 amino acids. NCBI's taxonomy places the organism in Eukaryota, Metazoa, Chordata, Mammalia, Rodentia, Heteromyidae. The transcript is spliced from 20 exons. Gene Ontology annotation, cellular component: endoplasmic reticulum; Golgi apparatus; plasma membrane. The record is from RefSeq and is a predicted model, not a curated record.